Amyelois transitella is the source of this 1467-nucleotide messenger RNA. RefSeq names its product DNA/RNA-binding protein KIN17 (gene kin17). The coding region runs from base 239 to 1402 and encodes 387 amino acids. The record is from RefSeq and is a predicted model, not a curated record. The transcript has 7 exons. Gene Ontology annotation, biological process: DNA damage response; DNA replication. Gene Ontology annotation, molecular function: double-stranded DNA binding. Gene Ontology annotation, cellular component: nucleus. Lineage: Eukaryota; Metazoa; Arthropoda; Insecta; Lepidoptera; Pyralidae.
AAAUACUGUCAUUGUUGUGUUGUGUAUGUUUUAUUCCAUUUAAUCAUUCAUAUUUUUAUUACCUAAACGAUAUCUCGUUGAAUAUUCCUAUAAUAUAAUAAGUCACAUGAGCCUAGAGUAACACACUGCUCAACCUAUUAAAAUUCCAAUCACAUAUUAUCAUUCCAACAAACCCAAACAUUGUAAACAUAAAAAUUAGUUUUUAACCAACACUAGCUACCCCAAAAUCCGCUUAAAAAUGGGUGGUAAAGCCGAAAAGGGUACUCCGAAGUACAUCGCUAACAAGAUAAAAGCCAAGGGACUGCAGAAACUGCGCUGGUAUUGUCAAAUGUGUCAGAAACAGUGUCGUGAUGAGAACGGUUUUAAAUGCCAUACGAUGUCCGAAUCACACCAAAGGCAGCUUUUGCUGUUCGCUGACAAUGCUAACAAGUACAUAGAUGAGUUCUCCAAGGAGUUCUCGGACGGUUACUUGGAAUUAUUGAAGCGGCAAUUUGGCACAAAAAGAGUCAAUGCAAACAAAGUGUAUCAAGACUACAUUUCUAACAGAGAUCACCUCCACAUGAACGCUACACAAUGGGAGACGCUCACAGAGUUCGUGAAAUGGCUCGGACGGGAGGGCAAGUGCGUUGUGGACGAGACGGAGAAGGGCUGGUUCGUGGCGUACAUUGACAGGGACCCGGCUGCUGUGGCUGCGAUGGAGGCGAAAGCCAAGAAGGAGAAGAUGGACAAAGAUGAUCAGGAACGAAUGCUAGAAUUUAUCGGGAAGCAAGUCGCGCGUGGUAAAAAGGAGGGUACUACUGCAAGCGAACCAACUUACUCCGAAUUCAAGAGGGAAAGUAGCCAAGAUAGAGUCACUCUCAGUUUGAACUUGAAGAGGAAAUGUGAAGGCAAAAAACCUGAGUCGUUACCAACAUCAGCAUUUAAAUUGAAAUCAAAAGAUGACAGCAAAAAGACAAAAUCAGAUGUAACCGUUGAGAAGAACAAGAAAUCAGCUUUGGAUGAGAUCAUGAUGAUGGAGGAGAAGGCUAAAGAGAAGGCCAACAGAAAAGAUUAUUGGCUCACUGAUGGCAUCAUAGUGAAAAUAGUGACAAAAUCUUUGGGCGACAAUUUCUACAAGCGCAAAGGUAUUGUUGAGAAAGUCAUAGAAAAAUACGCGGCUCAGGUUAAACUGGUCGAUGACGGUGUCAGAUUGAAGUUGGAUCAGAAUCAUUUGGAAACGGUGAUACCAUCAGCGGGUAGGUCGGUGCGUUUCGUGAACGGCGCGUAUCGCGGUGAAAAAGGCGUACUGAAAGACAUAGAUACUGACAAUUUCUGCUGCGAUGUUGAGAUUUCAGAAGGCCUGCUCACCGGCCGUUUGGUAAAGGGAGUACAAUAUGAAGACAUUAGCAAAAUGGCGUCGUGACGUGAAUUAACAUAAUAGUUAAUAGUGUUUGUAAAUAAAAUUAAUUAUAUAUUUUUAAGAUAUGA